AUUUAUGUUCAAAAUAUUUAGACUGCUUGAGACACUAGGCCGAUUCUUUAAGAAACCACCAGCAGGGACAGGGAGGCGAAUUGCUAUGUCUCCAUUCUUUAAGAAUAUUCUAACUGAAGACGAAGAAGAAAACUUCAAAAGAUAGGAGAUAUUUUAUGAUCCACAUGCGUAAAAUAUCAACAUAAUUGAAGAUUUUAUUUGAGACAGCAGAAAAUAUAGUCUUACUAAAAUGAACUAAUGCAGAAAAAUCAUUCAAGGCAUAACGAAAGCGGUUUAUCUGAAUUAGGUAUUUUUGAUCUCAAAAAAGUAGUGAUUACAGCUAAAAUGCCAUAAAGAAAUCAGUUGUCAAACACUGGCGAUUAUUAAAUUCGCAAUUAAGAUAGCUUUCUUCAUUCAAUUCAACUUGGUAGAAAGGGAGCUGAUAAUCAUUUUUUUAGCUUAGAUGACGUUGAAUCAAUUUAUAGCUCCUUUGAAUAGGAUAUUAAUUUUGAUAUGUAAUACUUUUAAAUAUUCAUAGAGAGGACAGCUUAGUAUACCAGCAUUGA
Messenger RNA from Paramecium octaurelia, 545 nucleotides. The record is from the annotation of a GenBank genome assembly. Lineage: Eukaryota; Ciliophora; Oligohymenophorea; Peniculida; Parameciidae.